This is a messenger RNA of Homarus americanus (American lobster), 1312 nucleotides long. RefSeq names its product aminoacylase-1-like. Gene Ontology annotation, molecular function: aminoacylase activity. NCBI's taxonomy places the organism in Eukaryota, Metazoa, Arthropoda, Malacostraca, Decapoda, Nephropidae. Gene Ontology annotation, biological process: amino acid metabolic process. The record is from RefSeq and is a predicted model, not a curated record. Gene Ontology annotation, cellular component: cytoplasm.
CUGGGUAUCAAUGCUCUGGGCUUUUCACCGCUCAACAACACACCUCGGCUUCUGCACGACCACAAUGAGUUCCUCAAUGAGAAAGUUUUCCUUCGGGGCAUUGAUAUAUAUUAUUCUAUUAUUCUGAACCUUGCCAACCUGAAGCCUUAUUAAAGGUACCGAAAAUAUUCGAUUUAGAGGUAAUUACCCUGCUUGUUUGGUAGGUAGGUGUUAAAUAAGUCAGUUUAAUGUUGUGUUCAGUAUUUUAAGUAAGGUACAAUACUAUUGUAAUUGGCGACCUGAACCGGCAUACACAAAACUUUUAAGUGCUAGCAAACAGUUGUUCAGGCUGACAUUUUCCUGUUGAGCACAAAUAGUACAUACACAAAACUUUUAAGGGCCUUAAUAGUACUGUUAAGUUAAAAGACCUCGGGAGCACUUUUAAGUCCCAUAAUAGUCAUCUGUUAGUUGAUACCAUGGCAAACCAUCAUUUUUAUCAGCGGCGGCAACGCAUUUACCGGGAAAGGAGAUAUAUAUUUAAUGAAUAUAGUGUUUAUAUAUUAAAUAUGUUGUGUGUAUUCCCUCUUUACAGCAGAGAUCUUCUUUCUUGACUUGGACAAUACUGAGAAAAGGCGUGUCUCACACUUUGCCACUGACCUCACCACACCAGGAAAUGCAGCAUUAACUCAUGGUAAUUUCCGGCCAUGCCCUCUUUGGCUAUUUAUUGUUAACCACCCAUCACCUUUUUUCACAUGAAAAUAUUUUUUUGCUGGUUUUCUUGCCGUUCAAGAUGAAUCUGACAUUUAUUUUAAGGGCAAAUCACUUUUCUUUUAGGAAGUGGCCUGUUAGGUCUGGUAACCUAACAAAUAAAAAAAAAAGUUAUGUUAGGUUACCUGACCUAAGAGGCCACGUCCUAACCUAACUUAAAAAGAUUAGGUUAGGUUACCUGACCUAACAGGGCAUGUCCUAACUGAACCUAAAAUAUAGUUAGGUUCUGUUAGGUUACCUGACCUAACAGGCCACGUCCUAACCUAAAUAAAAAAGUGAUUUGCCCAAAAGCAAGAAAACUAGCGAAAAAAUAUAUCACGUUUAUUUUUGGAAUGCGCCGCUUACUUUAAGUAUAUUCUUUCAUUACCCGAUGAUCUACUAAAUGGUAAGAAAAAAAAUCGUAAAAAGGUGAUGGGUUGAUAACGAAAAUACCCUUCUUUUUGUCUUUAUUAUUCAGGAAAGCUAGCGGCCAUUCAAUAUUAACUUUUUCUCUUCAAUGGCAUCCACCAAUAAUAAAGUCUGGUCUGCUGUCCAGUUGGGCUUCCUUUUCUUUCGUGGGGUUGAG